Molecule: messenger RNA, 1327 nt
Organism: Punica granatum (pomegranate)
Lineage: Eukaryota; Viridiplantae; Streptophyta; Magnoliopsida; Myrtales; Lythraceae
Source: RefSeq, a predicted model, not a curated record
AAAUGACCCCGCGAAAUAUCUCACCAGCCCUCCACCUUAUCCUUUCCCUCUUUCCCUCUCGACUCUGUGUCGGGCCACAGCACUAAACAGACCGACAAUGGCGACGCUAGAAACUGCCCUCUCCCUCUUCUCCGGCAAUACACGUCACCCGCAGCGCUACCUCAUCCACAAGCCAUUUUUCUCCCUGAAGCUCCAACUUUCCCUCUCAACACCCCCUUCUCUUUCCCAAAAGCCCCUUGCUCUCUCCCCAUUCCCGACCAACAAGAGCAGUAGUCCCUCCUUCCAACUAUGUCUUUCGGUCCAAGAAAUGGCAGUGGAGGCCGAGACGGAGCAGACCCAGGAGGAGAACAUAAAGAGGAAGCUGUACGUGGUCAACUUGCCUUGGUCUCUCUCCGUCGUGGACAUCAAGAAUCUGUUUGGCGAGUGUGGAACUGUCAAAGACGUCGAGAUUAUAAAGCAGAAGAAUGGUAGAAGCAGGGGGUUUGCCUUCGUCACUAUGGCUUCAGGGGAAGAAGCUCAGGCUGUCGUCGAAAAAUUCGAUUCCUACGAGAUCUCGGGAAGGAUUAUCAGAGUAGAGUUUGCCAGGAGGUUCAGGAGACCUUCUCCUUCUCCGCCUCCUCCAGCUCCUCCUGCUGGAGAGACCCGUCACAAGCUCUACGUCUCUAAUCUUGCAUGGAAAGCAAGAUCGACCCAUCUCCGAGAACUAUUUUCUGAGAAUUUCAAUCCCAUUUCCUCGAGGGUUGUCUUUGAGAACCCUUCGGGUAGAUCUGCUGGAUAUGGGUUCGUCUCUUUUGCCACAAGGGAGGAAGCAGAGGCUGCCCUCUCGGCUUUAGAUGGGAAGGAAUUGAUGGGUCGUCCAAUUCGUCUCAAAUUCAGCGAGAAGAAUGUUACCGAAUCAGGAAAUGAGAAGGAAGAAGAGGAGGAAACAUCAGAGGUCCAACCCGAAACUUCAUGAAUUUAAAAUGCGGCUGAAAAGUUAGAUUCUUGAAUGAGCACACUAAUGAGACAGAACCGGUACAUUAAAACCUCUCCACAAUACAUUCUAGAGAUCUUUAUGUUCUCUAAAUUUCUGAAACCAAUGUUCAUUUUCUUUUCUCCUGGGCAGCGGUAUUACAUUUGAUCGUUGUAUCUCAAAACAACUUGGCAAAAUAUACAUACUUCUGUCUUAGAUCUUGAUCCCUGACCCCAGAACAACUGACCAGUACGAUCGGUUUUUUUUUUUUUUCUUUAAAUGUUUUUGUGCCCCUUUAAAUGUUUUCUAUUAGUAGAAGAACGAGGGCCUAAAGACCUGUUGUGUUGGAAGAUCAAUGAGCCUUUUGGCUGAUAA